Manis javanica (Malayan pangolin) is the source of this 2099-nucleotide messenger RNA. RefSeq names its product sorcin (gene SRI). NCBI's taxonomy places the organism in Eukaryota, Metazoa, Chordata, Mammalia, Pholidota, Manidae. The record is from RefSeq and is a predicted model, not a curated record. Gene Ontology annotation, molecular function: calcium ion binding.
GCUCGGGAGGCGGCGCGGACGCGCGGGCUCCUCCGCCACGUGGUGCGCUCCGGGGCGGCGCGCGGCAGGCCGGCAGCGGGCGCAGGGCGGCGGCGCAGUCUGCACCAUGGCCUACCCGGGGCACCCUGGCGCUGGCGGCGGGUACUACCCAGGCGGGUAUGGAGGGGCCCCCGGAGGACCUGCAUUUCCUGGACAAACUCAGGACCCGCUGUAUGGCUAUUUUGCUGCUGUAGCUGGACAGGAUGGGCAAAUAGAUGCCGAUGAAUUGCAGAGAUGCCUGACACAGUCGGGCAUUGCCGGAGGAUACAAACCUUUUAACCUGGAGACUUGUCGGCUUAUGGUUUCAAUGCUGGAUAGAGAUAUGUCAGGCACGAUGGGUUUCAAUGAGUUUAAAGAACUCUGGGCUGUACUGAAUGGCUGGAGACAGCACUUCAUCAGUUUUGACAGUGACAGGAGUGGAACUGUGGAUCCUCAGGAACUGCAGAAGGCCCUGACAACAAUGGGAUUUAGGUUGAGUCCCCAGGCUGUGAAUUCAAUUGCAAAACGAUACAGCACCAAUGGCAAGAUCACCUUCGAUGACUAUAUCGCCUGCUGCGUCAAACUGCGAGCUCUCACAGAUAGUUUUCGAAGACGGGAUACUGCUCAGCAAGGUGUUGUGAAUUUCCCAUAUGAUGAUUUCAUUCAAUGUGUCAUGAGUGUUUAAACCAAGAGGAAGCUGGAGGCUGGAUGAACAUAAUCAACAUUCCGAUGGGAGUUCUUUUGCUCUUACUCUUUGCCUUCAGUAAUGUGUGCAAACUUACAUUGCCACUUUUCCUUAACAGCUGUUGUAAAGGUUUAUUACUUCACAUACAACUGAAGUUUUUAGUAUUGAUAAUAAAAUAUUUGGAAUUUUAUUAACAUCAGGUCUGUAACAGCAUUUAAGACUUCCUUGAGCCAUUGUCAUUCAUGCCUUAUUUUUUGCUUAAGCUUCUCAUGUAAAUUUAAGUGUGCGAAAUGUUAAGGCGCAUUAUACACUUUUCAUUGUAAGAUACUAAAACUUUUUCUUCAGACUACAGCUGUGGUCUUUCCUAGAAGGGCUUUUGCAUCAUAUUGAAAGUUUUAUGUAUGGAGUAUUCUUAUAUAAAUGGUUAGACCCUCUUGGAUGCAACAAACAAAACAUGGUAAUCAAAUGUCAGGGUUAACCUCAGUGGCAACCUUAAGGCUUACAGAUAUUUUGGUGGCCGUAUGAAUGGACAGAGAACCAGACUGAUGAUUUUCUGCCUCUUGAAAACCUAUUGAACAAUUUGAGUGACAAAUGACUAUCUUUCACCAAAUUCCUUGUCAUCAUGCAUAUAGACCUUUGUUAACUAUACUGAAAAGUCUUGUACUUUAUGAACUUAACUAUGUAAAAAAGAAAAUUGUCAGAAAACAAUUAAGGGAAUAUAAGAAAAUAUUGACUAUGGUUAUUUUUGGCUAAUGGGAUUCUAGGUGACUUUAGUUCCCUUCAUGCAUUUCAGUAUUUUCCAAGUUUCCUAUAAUGUGUGUGCUUUCAUUUUAACAUCAGAAGAUGUUAAAAUAUUCAUAUAUCCACUUUGAUAUGCCAUGUUCAUGUUAAAUUUAAAAAUAUCCACAGCAAAAGGACUGGAAAAAGUGUACCGAAAUGUGGAUGUGGCUCCCACUGUGAGUCAGGAUUUUUCUUCCAUCCUAGUACUUUUCCAAAUAUUUUCUGAUAAGCAAGUAUUACAUUUGUAAUGGAAGACAUUUUUUUUUCCAGUUUUAAGAUCUGGAUUCUGAUGCUAACUUCUUACUAAAUAUGUGGUUUGAUCAUUUUGGAUAAUUUCAGAGCUUCAAGUUUUCUCAUUGCUCAAAAGGAGGUAGUUCUGAAUAUGAAAAAUGUGUUGGUAUAAUCAUCACUAAUUUAUGUUUCUAUUCCUUAAAUUUAACACUAGCCUGGUUUGCUGGGGUUUUUUUGCAAGCGAGCUUAACAGAUAAAACAGCAAAAUUAGUCUAUUUUCUCCCUGCCAGCAGAGUAUGUUUUAUUUUAGGACACAAUGUGAGAGUUACCAUUCAGAUGAUCAAUUUAGUUCUCAACCAAUGAAAAUAAAACAUUUCUAAGUAUC